GUGUAUUCUUAUACCAAAAUCAGUUUGCGAAUCAGUUGUGCGGAGAAACUCGAAGAAUACGAACUGGAGUCAUAAGUUCAAUUCAAAAAUGAACCCUGGUUUUCAUUUCAUUUCGUAGCCUCAAUACUGUGAGCUGCCAAUAGAUGGCCAUUUUCACUACUCAAGGGCCGCCUAGUGCUGGUUCCCUUACCCAAGCAGCAGGAACUACAAACGGCGAGAAAUUUUCAUUAUUAUUAUGGAAGAAUUUUCUGCUUCACUGGCGGAGCAAGGUAUCUUCCUUGAUGGAGAUAUUUAUUCCUCCCUUCUUCAUGCUGCUCUUGGUUGGCCUUCGAAGUCUAACAGAAGUACGAAUUAAUUACAACGAAUCGAUUUAUGAUCCCUUGGAUGUGACCAACUUUACUGGUAUCCGGAGUAACCUAGCCGUUCCCUUCGCACCCGUGAUAGCUUACUCACCGAACACAACGUUCCUCCAUGAGCUAAUGCUGCCGGUUGCGGAAUGGACUGGAUUCAGCUUGGAGACCUUCUCCAGGUCCGAUGAAAUGCAGUUUUUCCUGAUGGCUUCGAAUUCUUUCGUCGGGGUACAAUUCGACGAUCGCUAUUCGGGGCAGACAGGUGUUCCUCAAACACUGAACUAUACGCUGCGCUUCCCCGGUGAGCUUCGAGCGCAGUUCGGAAUAAGCCACACGUGGCGUACGGAUUCGCGCUUCCCUUGGAGACCAGAUGGAGGCGCGCGGUUCUACCAAUACGACGACGGUGGCCCUAGUCCGGGCUACUUUCGGGAAGGAUUUCUCAGCAUACAGCACUUCAUAUUCAAAUCGUUCGUGCAAAAAGUUAAAGUGUUGAAUGAAGACGUACCGGAUGUGAUUGUUCAACGAUUACCGUAUCCACCGUUUAUGGAUGAUGGGUUUCCGUCUAGUUUGAUGGCGUUUUUGCCAAUAUCGGCUAUGUUGGCAUUCAUCUAUCCGUGCAUCAGUAUAGUGAAAUCAAUAAUUUUUGAAAAAGAAAAGCAAAUCAAAGAAGCAAUGAAGAUCAUGGGGUUAAGCAACUGGAUUCUGUGGUGUACGUGGUUCGUCAAGUGCUUAUUCUUCAUAGUCCUAUCGGUGUCGUUGGUAGUGCUAUUUCUCAAAGUGCCGUGGUAUACUACUCCAUAUGUUUCCGUACUCACGCACUCAGACUGGGGUGUGAUAUGGCUGUUUUUCUUUAUCUAUGGAAUCGCGAUUAUCACAUUCUCCUUCAUGCUGAGUACGUUGUUUUCGAAAGCAAAUUCCGGGGGAGCAGUGGCCGCUAUCAUUUGGUUUUUGGCGUUUGCUCCAUUUGCUGUCAUGGAUCAGGAUUACGGAAGUCUAACAACAUCUGAUAAGUUAGCAGCAUCGUUGCUACUGAAUUCAGCCAUAGGAUUUGGCUUACGAUUGAUUGGAUUGUAUGAAGGAACCACCGAAGGAAUACGGUGGUCAUCUCUGUUCCAUGAGAGCGAUGUUGAUGAUAUCAAUCUCGGCAUGAUUAUGCUAAUGCUGCUGGUGGAUGCCAUCCUAUACUUAUUGAUUGCGUUGUACAUUGAGCAAGUGUUCCCCGGCGACUUUGGAUUGGCCCAACCUUGGUAUUUCCCGUUCUCAAAACGUUUCUGGGUGGGAGAGCCACCGAUGAAAGAAUCGACAGACGAUGAAGCGGCGCCCAGAAACGAAAACAUAGAGGAUGAUCCUAAAGGUCGUCCAGUACGCAUCAGAAUCAAAUCGCUGCGCAAAGUCUACUCCAACAAGAAGGUAGCCGUCGAAGGGUUGACGUUUAACAUGUUCGAAGGUCACAUUACUGCAUUGUUGGGCCACAAUGGUGCCGGAAAGACGACCACUAUGUCUAUGCUUACCGGUAUGAAGCGGCCAUCGUCGGGAACGGCGGAAAUUUGGGGCUACGAUAUUCGACAUGAUAUGCCAAGCAUUAGGAACUCAUUGGGAUAUUGUCCCCAGCACAAUAUCCUGUUUGAUCAGCUCACGGUACGGGAGCAUCUCUACUUUUAUGGGAGGUUGAAAGGCUUGUCGAAGAUUCAGGUAGUGUACGAAACAGAAAAGUAUGUCAAAUCAUUGGAACUAAUCGAUAAAUCCAAUGCUCGGGCUUCGAGUUUGUCGGGCGGCAUGAAAAGAAAAUUGUGCGUUGGCAUCGCUUUGUGUGCUGGAUCGAAAGUUGUACUUUGCGAUGAACCGACAUCGGGGAUGGAUCCUGCAGCGAGAAGAGCCCUUUGGGAUUUGUUGAUUGCUGAAAAAACUCGUCGGACAUUGAUUUUAUCGACGCACUUCAUGGACGAAGCGGACAUGCUAGGUGACAGAAUAGCAAUCAUGGCCGAUGGUAAGCUGAAAGCGGUUGGAUCUUCAUUUUUCCUGAAGAAGAAAUACGGCGUUGGAUAUCGAUUGAUUUGUGUUAAAUCCGCGGAAUGCGAUGUAAAUGCAGUAACGGAUCUCCUCAAAAAUCAUAUCCCGGAUAUAACUGUGGAGUCAAGCAUUGGAUCAGAACUGUCGUAUUUAUUGCACGAAGAAUAUUCACACAGAUUCCAACCGAUGCUCGAAGAGCUGGAAAAUAAUUGUGAGGCGUUGCAAAUAUUUGACUUUGGGAUAUCACUGACUACGCUAGAGGAGGUAUUCAUGAAGGUUGGUUCGGAUUCGACCCAUAUUAGUGACGCGGUGAGCGUGUCCAGUCUGGCCACAAAUUCCACCGAUUUAGAAUCGAACUCGAGUGUGGGAGAUUACGAGCUUCUGGAAGGGUUCCGUCUUUUCUGGUGUCAGACUAAAGCAUUAUUCUUGAAGAAAAUGUAUCAGACCUAUCGAAACUGGUUCCUGCUCUUGGUGCAAAUUGGAAUCCCAAUCUUGUUUGUGUCAGUUACGAUUGUGGUUGUCCGAGGCUGGAUUGGGUCACGCGAUUUGCCACGCCGUACUUUAACUAUCAGACAGCACAACCCAUCAGUGACGCUGGUGCAGGUGGAUCCAGUGCAACAGCGGAGUGAAUUGACACAAAUAGUAUUGGAAAAUUAUUUAUACCAUCUACGAUGGACGGAAGGUCUGGUCGUUAGCUUGAUAAGAAAAUACAUAGUUAAGGUGUUUCUGCUACUUGCAAAUGAGAACCUUAUCGUGGUCAACCGGCUCUAUGUUAUCGGUGCCAGUGUACUGAACAACAACUACACAGCAUGGUUCAACAAUGAGGCACUCCAUUCUCCUGCGAUCUCGUUAGCCACCAUGCACAACGCACUGCUCAGAACUUUUGCUAACUCAACGGCUUUUCGAAUCGAUGUUGCGAACCAUCCUCUUCCUUACACAGAUGAUACCAGAAUGCAGAUGAGCCGAGCUCAUAACAAUUUGGGCUUCCAGCUGGCUUACAACACGGGCUUCAGCAUGGCCUUCGUGUUAGGAUUCUACGUAAUAUUUUACAUCCGAGAGCGAGUGACCAAAGCCAAGCUGCUCCAGUUCGUAAGCGGUGUGAAUCGUUUUGCGUACUGGUUUACUGGCUUCAUUUGGGAUUACUUCACGUAUUGCAUCGUUUGUUUGUUCAUCAUUGCAACCAUUGCCUGUUUCCAGGAACCCGGUUUCAGUACCGGAGAUGAAGUUUUUCGGGUUUAUGCCAUUCUUUUGUUUGUUGGGCUUCCAGCGCUGCCAUUGACCUACAUCACAACACUUUAUUACACGGUACCGUCAUCAGCUUUCAUUCGCCUCAGUGUCGCCUUCAUCGUUACCGGAACUGCCCUGUUCAUAUUCGUCUUUCUGCUGGGUACGGAUAUGUUCGAAUUGAACGAGCUCUCAGAAACGCUGUCGGCGGUUUUCCUGAUAUUCCCUCACUUCACUCUUUGCGAUGCGAUAGUCAACCUGAGCCGCAUGUCACUGACGAUCAGCAUGUGCGAAGCGCCACGACCGCCAGGUGUAACGGCCUUGCCCAUUUGCGAUGAAAAUCUGCAUUACAUGCAGUGGGAACGACCUGGAAUUGGGCGACAUUUGUACUACAGUUUGGUCAUGACUGUGGUGUAUUUUACGCUUUUGUUUUUACUUGAUUUCCAAGUCCUGAAAGUACUGAUACACAAAAUCAGGGAGUGGUAUUACAGAAGUCAAUACAAAUUAGACAAAAAUAGACAGGAUUUGGAUUCGGAUGUACGAACGGAGAAGGAACGAAUAGAUGCAAUGACGGAGGCGCAAAUACAGGACACCAAUUUAGUUGCUCAUAACAUGACAAAAUACUACAAACGAUUCUUGGCCGUCGAUCAACUGAGCGUGGGAAUCAACAGCUACGAAUGCUUCGGUCUACUCGGUGCUAACGGUGCCGGGAAAACAACCACUUUCAAAAUGCUGGCCGGCGACGAAUCCAUUUCUUUCGGCAACGCUUGGAUCAAGGGAAACAGUCUGAAAACCAGCUUGAAGAAGGUCCACAAGCACAUCGGUUAUUGCCCCCAGUUCGAUGCACUGAUAGAGGACCUGACCGGGCGGGAAACGCUGAAACUGUUCUCCCUGCUGCGGGGAGUGCCGGAUGAUACAAUCCCCCAGAUAACGCUAUUUCUGGCGAAAGAGUUCGGCUUCGUGAAGCAUCUGGACAAGCAGGUGAAGGCCUACAGCGGAGGCAACAAGCGAAAGUUAAGCACGGCGCUGGCUCUGCUGGGAAAUCCAUCGGUUAUUUAUUUGGACGAGCCCACGUCGGGGAUGGAUCCUGGGGCGAAGAGAAAUCUGUGGAACGGAGUCUGCCGUGUGCGGGACAGUGGGAAGACAAUCGUGCUAACGUCCCACAGCAUGGAGGAAUGUGAGGCACUGUGCACGCGGCUCGCCAUUAUGGUGAACGGGGAGUUCAAGUGCAUUGGGUCAACGCAACACUUGAAGAACAAGUUUUCCCAAGGAUUUGUGUUGAUUAUCAAAGCGAAGAAAAUGGACUCCGCUCAUAAGGAGAAGGAAGAAUCGGUUUCGGAUGUGUCUGAUUUGCAGAAAAUAAAAGACUUUGUAACGGUGAAUUUUAGCUGCGCACAGUUGAAGGAAGAAUACCAAGAUUUGCUCACAUACUACGUUCAAUCGCAAGACUUGAAAUGGUCGCAAAUAUUUGGUAUGAUGGAGAACUGCAAACGAUCACUCAACGUAGAGGAUUAUUCGAUUGGCCAAACAAGCCUCGAACAAGUAUUCCUUUUGUUCACAAAGUUCCAGCGAGAGGAGUAAAAAGAAGUUCAGUUGAAUUAGAGUAUUGAUUGUGUUUCUGCGACAAUAUGUUCGAAUAUUUUAAUUGUGUAGCGUUAUAUUUAUUGAAUAAGAUUAAAUGUUAGUUGUUUAGUAUCGGAGAAAAUAAAAUAUGCAGCGAAGCAAUGGAUGAGCUGAUAACAUCAAACGGUUACUAAUAAAAAGCAAUCAUGUGUUAUAUUUUG
This is a messenger RNA of Armigeres subalbatus, 5368 nucleotides long. RefSeq names its product phospholipid-transporting ATPase ABCA1-like. The coding region runs from base 144 to 5165 and encodes 1673 amino acids. Gene Ontology annotation, cellular component: membrane; intracellular membrane-bounded organelle. NCBI's taxonomy places the organism in Eukaryota, Metazoa, Arthropoda, Insecta, Diptera, Culicidae. The transcript is spliced from 8 exons. Gene Ontology annotation, molecular function: ATP binding; ATP hydrolysis activity; ABC-type transporter activity. The record is from RefSeq and is a predicted model, not a curated record. Gene Ontology annotation, biological process: lipid transport; transmembrane transport.